AUGAAAAGUUAUCUCAUUGUUUAUGAUAACGAAUGUGAUUGUGGUUUUAUGAGAAGAAAGCGUAUACAAUUGUUCAUAGAACGAAUAGAAAUUUGUACACGAGAAAUGAAUGAACUGAACGUUUCGGAAAAUUAUUCUUCACUUUUUCGAUAUCUAUGUAUCGCAAAAGUAUUUUUAAUUUCUAUAAUAUCAGGUUUAUGUGUGGCCGAAGUAUUUUGGUUUUCUGAAACAGUUGUAUUGUCAAACAUAGAUUAUAGUACGAUAUUGCAGUUGUAUUAUACCGACCUUUGUCCUGUCAUCGAAAUGCUAAUUAACGACCUUACAUUUGUCUUUUGGAUCAGAUAUAUAAAGGUUAAGUUUGGUCAAUUAAAUACUGUAUUACAAAGUAUGCUGAGAACAACUAUUGAUUCACCACAACAUAAAAGAGUUCUUCGAAUGAAGGACAACUGGGAAGAUGAUUCUUCGUUAUCUACUGUUUAUGGAACUUACAAAACGAAUGAAAAUCUUAUCAAAUUAAAAAGAGUCAAACAAAUCCAUUUGGAAUUAAUGAAAUGUGCCAGAAUAAUAAAUGAGGCUUAUGGAUUACAAAUUCUUAUAUCCAUAUUUACAACGACCCUUUUUAUCACGACAAUGACAUACAAUCUGUACGUUAACUUAAACAAAGGUGACAAGUGGAUAAUACAAUUAUAUGUGUAUUUAACUUGGAUUUUUUAUUUUGCCACGAUGAUUUCCGUAAAAGCAUGUGUAAAUAACGUUUUCUUUUUAUUUUUUAUAUAUGCUGCGAAUACUCGAGAGAUUCUUUAUGAAUUAUACGAACCUUCGACCAGCAGAAAAUUUCGCGAUCAAAUUCGUGAUUUUAUGUUUCAAUUAAUCCAAAAUCGUUUAAAUUUUACCGUUUGCGGAUUUUACGAUCUAAAUCAUACGCUUAUAUACAGUGUGAUCGGUUCGAUUACUACUUACCUCAUCAUAUUUAUUCAAGUUGGAGGUGAACCUAAAAUAUUUUACAAUAAUACGACUUAUAAUUCAAUGUCGACGAAAUAA
Messenger RNA from Vespa mandarinia (Asian giant hornet), 1041 nucleotides. Its product is annotated as putative gustatory receptor 28b. The record is from RefSeq and is a predicted model, not a curated record. Gene Ontology annotation, cellular component: dendrite; neuronal cell body; membrane. Gene Ontology annotation, biological process: chemosensory behavior; male courtship behavior; sensory perception of taste. Lineage: Eukaryota; Metazoa; Arthropoda; Insecta; Hymenoptera; Vespidae.